GUGCUAUCAAGCUGCAGAGCCAGCUGUGACAUGAUGGGUGUUUGCUCAUGAUCUCACAAGGGGAUGGGUUCCACCAUGGCGUGAGGACCAGCUGCAGGGAGAACAAGAAACAUACAUAUGCUGAAAAUGCACAUGAUGGGGAAUUUGUAGACUAUGGAAAUAAUAAAAUCCAAGCAGCCAGCAAGAGGCAUGCAGCGGGAGAGGAAAAUUUGCAACAACUACAUUUGUUUUUAUUGAAAGAUCAGGAAAAUAAAAAGCCACGAGCUCCAGCACACCAUCAGUAACACAAUAAAGCAAGAAACAAAGGAACACGAGCCUCCAAGCAUUUACAGUGAACACUGCAGCUUCGUCUUCUAGACAGCUGGAGAAUUACUGCCUGACUUUAUUGAGAGACAUUUCUACAGCUAAGAAGGAAUCUCCUUCUGUAUCAACCGCGCAGAUGUGGAUCUUCAAAGCAAACAUGUCUUUUAACACUGGAAAUCGUCAUGAGCAAAUGCCCUCAAACACAGGCAGGAGCAGAGCUGUUGCACCUAUUCAUAUUCAUGUACACCAGGGCUUUCUACCUUCUGGUGAAGCACUUGGUUGCAUUAUGGUAUCUUCAAGGGAGCCUCCAACUCUGCUGCAGCAAAGCAAAGCACAGCAGCAGCUCCAAUACCAAAUUCAAUCUGCUACCACCAUUCAGGCAGCAUGGAGAGGCUACCAAGUUCGAAGAGAGCUGGAUGAAAUGAAGAGAGCCUCUACCAAGAUUCAGGCAGCAUGGAGAGGCUACCAAGUUCGAAGAGAGCUGGAUGAAAUGAACAAAGCUGCUGUCAAGAUUCAGGCAGCUUAUCGAGGCCAUAUGGUGCGGCAGGCAUUGCCCCCUGGGUUUUACAAGUGCCUAAGAGAUAAAAGGGCUGAAGUGGGUGGAAAGAAGAAAGAAGAAAAGGGAACAAUGACAGUGCUUGGAGUAGCUGGCACCCUGGAGUGCAAGGAAAUCUCCCAUGUGAUAGCUGCUACCUUCAGAACUGAGAGUACAGCAGGUUGUUGCAGGGACGGACACAGUGCAGGCUCUGAUGCAGCUGUGUACAGUUCACAGGUUUAUUUCACAGCCAGCCAAACUGUGAACCGUGAAGACAAUAUAUUUUCCUUUGAGAUUCUCCCAGCUGUGACAUCUAAACAGCAAGUCCAGAAUGCUGCAGAUAAAAUUCAGGCUGCAGAAGGGCUUGAUAAAAUGGGAAGACCGUCUGAGAAAAUAUCAGGGCAGAACCUGGUCUUAACCUACAAUUGUCAACUCAAACAAAACGCUUGUGAAAAUUCUCAAAUUCCAGACCUAUGCAGUAUCUCCGGGGUGCUGAAAUGGACUUCAAAGCCUAAAGACACAGUGCCAUACUCCAAACAAAACCUCCCUGCGCAGUUAGAAAUGAAAAAGGGGGGAAAAGCAUCUGAUGCUGACUGCAACGCCCCAUCCAUCAGGAAGGUUGAAGUGCGCACAGUGAUGAGGAACCUGCCAGCAUCCCAGCAGUGGCCCAUGUCCCUCCGCGUGUCCAGUCCCAAUGGAACUGUGGAGUGCUUUCAGCAGGACAUAGUUUUGGGGCAGCUGCAUGGGAUGUACAGUGUCAGAAGACUUGGGGGCUCGCAACCUGCCUGUGUCUCCGUGUGCAUGAGAGUGGUGGAAGAGGGAAGGGAGGCAGGUGAAAGCCCAGCGUGGUAGGCAAGCACUGAGAAGACCCAGCACUGAAAUGCCUCUUCUCAUCCUAUGCUCACAGAGCCUGGCCAUGGCUCAAACUCCUGUCCUGGUGCACCACAAGCUGCCAUCAGCCCUUCACGCAGACCUGCUGCUUCCUGCUGUGGUUACAUCUCUCAAGGCAAGCUCCACUUUCUGUCACAAACCAGUCCCAGCAGAAGCGCAAGAUUCGUGCACGCUUUCAGAGCUCGUUGCUUAGCCCGGGGUACCGUUAUGCAACGCUGCAGCUACAAGUCCAUCGCGCUAGCAGUCAGCUUUCACGCCACCGCUCUGCUCUCUCGCAGCAGGCCCAAUAAACGCCGUACAGCAGC
Molecule: messenger RNA, 2034 nt
Organism: Coturnix japonica (Japanese quail)
Lineage: Eukaryota; Metazoa; Chordata; Aves; Galliformes; Phasianidae
Biological process (GO): establishment of meiotic spindle localization; spindle organization; mitotic cell cycle
Cellular component (GO): spindle pole
Molecular function (GO): calmodulin binding
Source: RefSeq, a predicted model, not a curated record